ACUGCAGCCAAGAAACAAUACCUACCCCGUCGCGUAACUAAGAUGGCGGCCUCCAUGUCUGUCGCACGUUUCGCACGACUUCGGUCCUGUUUCACCGUUUCUUCGAGGGCAGUCAGCUACACUAACGGGCAUACGCUUGGCCGAGCUAAUGGUCAAGCUGUGAAAUGCAGACCUGUGAGAAUCCCUCCACAGUUUCCCGAGUAUCUGAGACUCCGACAUGUCCACAGCAGAACACUUCACACAGGAUACAGACUACUGUCGGAGAGUCCUGCAGCAGAGACUGAGGAGCCUGACCUUCAUAACAUCAUCAAGGACACAGAAAAGGUCACAGGAUCUGGAGAGGAGCACAGUUUCCAGGCCGAGACCCUCAAACUGUUGGACAUCGUAGCCAAGUCUCUCUAUUCUGACAAAGAGGUUUUUGUCAGGGAGCUUAUAUCCAAUGCCAGUGAUGCCCUGGAGAAGCUGCGGUACCUGUCCCUGACACAAGGGGGCAGCAGUGAGCCAGCGGUGCCCCUGGAGAUACACCUGGGUACAGACCUGGUGCAGGGAACCUUCAUCAUCCAGGACACGGGCGUCGGACUCACGCAGGAGGAAAUCAUCGAAAACCUCGGAACUAUCGCUCGAUCUGGGUCAAAGGCAUUCCUGAGUGAGCUGGAUAAUCGCGGUCAGUCAUCGACAGCGGCCAGCAGCAUUAUCGGUCAGUUUGGUGUGGGGUUCUACUCCACCUUCAUGGUGGGCAGCAAGGUCCAGGUGUUCACCCGCUCGCACCUGCCUGACAGCCCCGGGUACUGCUGGACAUCAGAUGGCUCUGGUUCGUACGAGCUCGCGGAGGCUGAAGGUGUUCAGCGCGGUACGAAGAUCGUGGUCCACCUCAAGCCGGAGUGUAUGCAGUUUGCACGAGAGGACGACAUCAAAGAAAUCGUGACCAAGUAUAGCAACUUUGUGAACUGCCCUAUCUACCUGAAUGGGAAACGGCUCAACACUGUAGAGGCACUUUGGAUGCUGGAUGCCAAGAAUGUGACGGAGGAACAGCACGAGGAGUUCUAUCGUUUCCUGGCCAACGCUUACGACAGCCCGCGGUACCGGCUACACUACCAAACCGACGCUCCUCUUAACAUCCGUAGCCUGUUCUACAUCCCUGCACACAAGCCGACGAUGUGGGACAUGAGUCGACAGGAGGGCCAUGGUGGCGUGGCCCUGUACAGCCGGCGGGUUCUCAUCCAGCCAAAGGCUGAAACCAUCCUGCCCAAGUGGCUACGCUUUGUGAAAGGUGUGGUGGACAGUGAGGACAUCCCCCUGAACCUGAGUCGAGAACUGCUACAGGACAGUGCACUCAUCAGGAAAAUCCGUAGUGUCCUGACCAGCAGGAUUGUGAAGUUCCUGAGUGACAAGGCGCGGCGGGAUGCCGACACGUACAGGAGGUUUUUUGAGGAUUAUGGGUUCUACCUGCGAGAGGGCAUCGUCACUACGGAGGACCAGGAUGAGAGGGAGUCCAUAGCAAAGCUGCUGAGAUUUGAGUCCAGUGCAGAGCCUGAGGGAACCCUGGUGGGGAUUGAGGAGUAUUGUAAGAGGAUGAGGCCAGGACAGAGGAACAUCUACUACUUCUCAGCACCCAGCAGACAGCUGGCUGAGACAUCGCCGUACUACGAAGCACUGAAGAAAAAGGACAUCGAGGUGCUGUUCUGCUAUGAGCAGUAUGAUGAGUUAGUGCUGCUACAGCUGCGCCAGUUUAAAACCCUGAACCUGAAGUCCAUUGAGAAUGAAGUCCUGGAGAGUGAUAAGGUGGAGGACAGUACAGAGGACAGCAAAGUCACCCUGAGCCCCAGUAAGGCAGACGCCCUCAUGGACUGGAUGAGGUCAGCACUGGGGGAGAAAGUCACCAACAUCAAGGUGAGCACGCGUCUGGACUCCCAUCCUGCCAUGGUGACAGUGAUGGAGAUGGGCGCGGCCCGGCAUUACCUGCGCACGGCGUUCGCUGGACAGUCUGAGGCAGAGAGGUGGAAGUUCCUACAGCCAACACUGGAGAUUAACAGCAGCCAUCCAAUCAUGCUGAAGCUUUCUGAGCUGAAGUCUAGUGACCCGGAGCUGGCCAGACUGGUAGCUGAACAGGUGUACGACAAUGCCCUGGUGGCAGCAGGUCUGAUCGAGGAUCCUCGCUCCAUGCUCAACAGACUCAACGAGCUGCUGACACGAACCCUCGACAAACACUGACCCUGGAAUAACAUUGACCCCUGACCUAUGAACCUGGGACACACUGACCUCUGAACCCUGGGACACACUGACCCUUGUCCUUUCAAAUCUAGUCAUUUCUCUUCUUAUACGUUUGAUAGAAAAUGUCUUUUUUUUAUACAGGAAAAUUAGAAAAGCCCUUAGCAUUAAAUAUUAGAUAAGACAGUAAAUUUGGUGAACAUAAUGUGUAAAGUGGCUUCUUGAAAGAUAAAAAUGUAGUUCUGAAAGCUUUUUAUUACUUAUUGUACAUGCCAUAACUUUUGCAUUAAAUUUUUCGUUUGUUAUAAAUAACAAUAGGUAGUUAAGACAAUCUCUUUAACUGUGCAGUAUCCUUUACAGAGGAUCUUUUAUAUUAUGUUAUCUUUAUGUCAAGUCCCUCUGCCUUUGUGUCAGGAGAGUUCUGGAUUAGUGGUUUGUCCUCCUUUUUUGGUGGUUUGGAUCCUCCCCAGACCUUAUCCAACUCAGACUGUGUCUUCUCAUGUUGGGAGAACUCUCUUCUUAGGCAAGCUGGGAGGAAUGUGGGGGGGGGGGGAUAGAAAUGACUUGUCUGUACAUUAACCUACAUAUACAAUACAUACUAUACUAUACUGUCUAACAUAGAGGGCAAAGCAUACAAAUCAAAAAAGAAGAAUAUACAUGUACAUGUGUGGUAGAGAACUAGACAAACACUGACUCAAUAAUCAUUGAUUAAAGCUGGUCUUGAAAUGAAA
Molecule: messenger RNA, 2939 nt
Organism: Branchiostoma belcheri (Belcher's lancelet)
Lineage: Eukaryota; Metazoa; Chordata; Leptocardii; Amphioxiformes; Branchiostomatidae
Product: heat shock protein 75 kDa, mitochondrial-like
Exons: 18
Coding region: 43-2211 (722 amino acids)
Biological process (GO): protein folding
Cellular component (GO): mitochondrial inner membrane
Molecular function (GO): ATP-dependent protein folding chaperone; ATP hydrolysis activity; protein kinase binding
Source: RefSeq, a predicted model, not a curated record